Molecule: messenger RNA, 750 nt
Organism: Drosophila innubila
Lineage: Eukaryota; Metazoa; Arthropoda; Insecta; Diptera; Drosophilidae
Product: selenoprotein BthD
Exons: 1
Coding region: 118-558 (146 amino acids)
Source: RefSeq, a predicted model, not a curated record
GUUGGCCAGCAGUUUGGUGUCAAAUUUCAGUCCCAAUUCGAUAUGAAAUACUAUUAAAAACCAAUCAAAAAAAAAAAAAAAAAACCACACUGAAGUAAGAGUUGUGAGGCGUUGAAAAUGGCACCGCGUGAGGCGCCACCGCCACUGGAUCCGAAACAGCCGGUGCUUUACAUCGAGUACUGUCCGGUAAACUACUCCUACCGGAAAAGGGCCAUGGAUCUACAUGCCUCAUUGGCGGAGGCGCUGCGCACCAUGCAACCUCAGUUGCAACUCCAACUCCGGCUCAACGAGAACUGCUCGCCACGUGUCGGAUCCUUUGAGGUGUCCAUCGCGGUUAGGCCAACGGACGAUCAUCAUGCUCGCCACAUGUUAUGGACGGGCAUAUCACGGGUGCCAGUCUCGGCGAAGGUGCCACAUGUUGACGACAUCAUUGCCCCCGCCUGUCUGGCAUUGAGGCUGCGACACAGCCAGGCGGGCGCCAGUCAAAUUAACCUUGUCCGCACUAGCGACAGGGCUAUCAACAAAAUCCUUCAGAAGGACAGAAGGAGCAGCCUUUAAAUUAGGUCUUGCAUUCAGUUCGGUAUUAGAAACCUGUAAAUCUCAAGUGCAAAUCUCAAGCAAUGUUAUAAGGUGCCAAUUCAUCAAGACAAAAAGUGAAAAGAAUAUUUAAAUAUAGUGAGCUUAUAUUGGGUCACUCAACCGUUGAGAUUAUUAAAUUUACAAUAAAAAACAAACGACUCUAAUUGAAAA